This is a messenger RNA of Myripristis murdjan (pinecone soldierfish), 2658 nucleotides long. RefSeq names its product USP6 N-terminal-like protein. Gene Ontology annotation, molecular function: GTPase activator activity; small GTPase binding. The record is from RefSeq and is a predicted model, not a curated record. The coding region runs from base 195 to 1997 and encodes 600 amino acids. The transcript has 14 exons. Gene Ontology annotation, biological process: regulation of GTPase activity. Lineage: Eukaryota; Metazoa; Chordata; Actinopteri; Holocentriformes; Holocentridae.
UUGUGUGUGUGUGUAUGCGUAUGUGCUCUCUGAUGGUAACCUAUGGAUUGACGGAGAAAGGCUAUUGUUGUCAGCUCGGUGAUUUGGUCUGCUGGAUCUGCAGUUUGAUGAGCGACAAAAGAAUGCCUAGAGGAACUGAAGCCUUGUUACUGCACGGAUAGCGCAGAAAUACACCGGAAAGAAACGAUAUUGACAUGAAGAAAGACAUUGAGACGCUAAUAGCAGAGGAACGUGCUGACAUUAUCUUGAAGUAUGCUACGGGCAGGCAGGAGGGGGUGGAGAUUGACCCCUGGGAGGAUGCUGACUACAGCAUUUACAGAGUUACGGACCGCUUCGGCUUCAUGCAUGAGAAUGAGCUGCCAGCCCCAACAGCACAUGAGGAGAAGCGGAAGCAGCUGGAGAUAGAGCGGGUGGAGAAAUGGCUGAAGAUGGUGAAGAAAUGGGAUAAAUACAAGAACAGUGACAGGAUGAUGAAGCGGGUGUACAAGGGCAUCCCGCUGCAGCUGAGAGGCCAGGCCUGGGCUCUGAUGCUGGACGUGGAAAAGGCGAAGAAGGAGAACGAGGGCAAAUACGAGAAAAUGAAAGAGCAAGCCCGACUGUACUCGUCUGAGAUCAAACAGAUAGACCUGGACAUCAACAGGACCUUUCGAAACCACAUCAUGUUCAUGGACCGCUUCGGAGUCAAGCAGCAGUCUCUGUUCCAUGUCCUGUCUGCAUACUCGGUCUACAACACGGAGGUGAGCUACUGCCAGGGAAUGAGUCAGAUUGCGGCCCUGCUGCUCAUGUACAUGAACGAGGAAGAUGCCUUUUGGGCCCUGUCACAGCUGCUGACCAAUCAGAAACAUGGCAUGCAUGGGUUUUUUGUCCCUGGGUUCCCCAAACUUCAGCGAUUCCAGGCACAUCAUGAUCAGAUUAUUUCCAAACUCAUCCCCAAGCUGAAGAAACAUCUGGAUAGAGAGCAGAUGUCUGCAGGGAUUUAUAGCACCAAAUGGUUCCUACAAUGCUUCAUUGACAGGACGCCGUUCACCCUGACCCUUCGCCUGUGGGACAUUUUCAUCCUGGAAGGAGAGAGGCUUCUCACUGCCAUGUCCUACACUAUUCUGAAAAUACACAAGAAGCGUCUUCUGAAGAUGUCCCUGGAGGAGCUCAGAGAGUUCCUGCAGGAGAGGAUCGCUCAGACCUUCUUCUACAGCGAUGAUGUCAUCAUCGAGCAGCUGCAGGCCUCCAUGACAGAACUACGCAAGAUGAAGCUGGACCUUCCACCCCCAGGGAAACCUGAGGAGUUGCCUCGUAAGCCCUUGGGCCAAGAGCUGCCUGUGCUGCUGAGUCCAGUCCAGCCGCCCAGAGGGAAGCCAUCCUCAGCCAGCGGUUUUCCUGCAGCAGCCUUGAGUCUCCACAUUAUCUCCCACCAGCCAGACACCAUAUCCCCAGACCAGAGCCCCUCAAAGGACCCCAGGGAUCUUGACGCUCUGAAUGAGGAGGAGGCCCCGCUGCCUUCUCCAGACCCCAUCAUCAUCCACAGUCAAGCCCCACUCACCCCUGAUGGCUCCCCGCUGACAGGGCCUCCCCCUUACCAGCCCCCGGGGAGUGAAGCAGCAGUUAUGAAGGAUCAUGACUCCACUCCACACUCUCCAGAUCACGAGACGGAUGAGGUUUUAACUGACCCAGUGGUUACCACACCAAUUCAGUCAGCUUCACAGCUCACAGACACACUCUCACAGCACUCCGCAGACGAUCCCACCAUGGCUGCCUGCUCGGCCAUCAGCUCCGACCAAGCCUCGUGCAGCGUCCCGCAGACUCUUUCAUCCGCCACGGCCCAGGUCACUCUGCAGCCCUCUGACCUGACCCAAUCUGAGAGCCUGUCGGAGGCAGAGAUGGCUGAGGACAGUUAUCUGGCUCAGCUGCUAGAGGAGGCCUGUGCUCUGCCUACUAAUGGGGAUGUAUGCAAGGAUACAAAAGAAGGAUCAGAGGCAACGCAGUCUCCUAAAAUUUCUUGAAAUGAUCACAAACUCUGAAACGCAGAUUACACGGUGUUCACAUUGCUCUACCACAAACUGGAUUAUGUGUCAAAAGCAUGAGUUGGACAUGCCAUUUUGACCUAUUUGUCACAUGUAAGUAAAGAAAAACAGUCCAGCACUGAGAAUAAUGUAGACUCAACCAUCAAAUUACAUGCUUAUCCCAUAUAUUUUAUCAUCUGAGUCUAAGUGGCUCAACUGACCCUCAAUUUUGCAUAGUACAUAGCCUCUAAAGCAAAACUGAAGUUUGUUAUAGUGUUUGGUUGUGUAGGAAUUAGAGUCCACAUGGUGGUGAAAUAUCCUCAUUAGUUGCUCCAUGCUCUCCUUGGCUUCUGAUACAGAAUACUGUAAUUGUAUCUCUCCGCUCAUUUAGCAUGAGACCGCUGGUCCCAAAAUAACACCUUUAGCACAGAAAUUAACCUGAACAUGAAUGUUUUUGCAAUAAAAAAAAAACACAAGCCCCAGUGCCCUUUUUUUUUUUUUUUUUUUUUUUUUAAGAAAGUAAGCAGCUCUUUUCUUCUUUUUUUCCUAUUUGAAUUGAAAAGGAGACCUGGCAGGUAGCAUCUGCAUGAAACUUCUGCAUAGUAACCUUACGCCAGGAAGAAAUGGCCUGAUAGUACUUUAACAAAUAACUGUAAUUACA